This is a messenger RNA of Aspergillus tanneri, 2133 nucleotides long. RefSeq lists its product as uncharacterized. The transcript has a single exon. The record is from RefSeq and is a predicted model, not a curated record. Bases 1 to 2133 code for a protein of 710 amino acids. NCBI's taxonomy places the organism in Eukaryota, Fungi, Ascomycota, Eurotiomycetes, Eurotiales, Aspergillaceae.
AUGGCUCAAUCUUCUCAGCAACGUGAUUCCCGACAUCCUCGCCCUGUCCGUUCUAGUCGCACAAAGGUCCGUUCCUACCAUGAAGACAGUAGCUCGGAGGACCGUCAUGAUGAAAACACUGUAUCCGACGAGGACGGACUGGCACGCCUAUCACUCUCGUUACGCCCGCGCGAUUCAAAUCGCAUGCCCACUUCAUAUCGGGAGGAAUCUACGGAUACAUCAGAUGGAUCCCUGACUGAUGAUCCAGAGGCUGUGAUUCCCGUCGAAGCCCCAACCCACCACACAUAUCCAUUUCCUGAACCAGCAGGCCGCAGUACGCAGACGAAAGCCCCACGCAAGCGAACCGUGAAGACAAGAUCCCAAACAAAAGGGACAAAAAGAACGUCGGGGAAACGUCACUUGGAAUUGGGUAGAUCACUCCACAAAAGGAGAAAAGUUGAGGCGGAUGACGCUUUAUUUGUAGGCUCUGGUGUUGUUCCACCCUGGCAGACCCUACCUUACCAUAUUUUGUUCGACAUAUUACUAUAUGCCUCGUAUCCUUUAGUGGAUGAAAAAUCUAUGACCAGAAAUAACUCUGUGCAAUGGCUAGUGAAUAUGUCUCUUCUCUGCCGUGCUUUCCAUGAGCCUGCCUUGGCGGCCCUUUACCAAUGCCCACCACUACUACCAGCUGCCAAGUCCCACGGCUUGCUUAAUCUGCUCUCCUGGCCGCAAGAGAAUCUCUCCACUAACUACGUGAACAAAGUCAGGGAACUACAUGUGGAUGUAGAGACUCUCUUACUUUAUAAAAGCGGACCAACUCUGGGGUAUUUCGAAUUACCCAAGCUGAUUGAGAAAACCCCCCGUGCGAAAAGACUGCGACUAUACCACAGCGAUGAUUAUGUGAUCGGUCUUCCUUCGUGGCAGAUAAGCCGUUCGAAAUGGACUUACCCAGAAAGCCUUUUCUUGGCCAUCGAGUCAGGGUCUAUGAGAUUGCGCAGCUGGGACUGGAAUAGCCGUUUCAUGGAAACCAAGCGUCUGCUGCCACUCAUGAUAAUGAAGCACCUCCAGCCUGCGUUUCAAUCCCUCACGGAACUUAGACUGCUACAUAUUGCGUCCGAAGAAUCGGACGACGAUGACUGUGCUGACGGGUCGGAUGCAAGAGAAGUUGUCCUGGCUACGGCAUUGAAGGGGCUUCCAUAUCUGCAUCACCUGCAGUUUAUAGAGUGCUCGAUUGUAAAUGAAUAUCUUUUGCCCAAUUUACCGACAACGCUGUCGUCUCUCACCAUCAAUAACUGCGAUGAGGUGACUACAGUAAAUUUCAAUUCGUUUCUUGCCACUCAUGGUCAUCAUCUGCGGGAGUUGAAUCUCUGCCAUAAUCGCCAUUUGAGUCUGUCUUUCAUUGUGAGCCUGGCGCAAUCAUGUCAAAAUCUUGAGAGGUUUAAAAUGGAUGUCUCCAUGCACGACUGGUCGAGUUAUCACGAUGUUGAACCUCAUUUCAAGGAGUUGCUUAGUCCUUCUGAAAUCCCGACUUGGCCAGCUUCGCUGCAAGACAUUGAGUUGGUUCAAUUGCGUAAAUGGGACGACCGUACAGCGGGGAUAUUCUUUACCUCCCUAAUUGACGCCGCUUCUGAAUUGAGAGACCUACGGCGGCUCGUGAUCAGUGCGAUCUUGAAGAUUGGCUGGCGUGAUCGCGCAUCGUUCCGAGAAAAGUGGAUUGGGAAGCUGGAGAAGGUGUUCCUAAGGCGGAGUUCACCUCCAGACUCGACUCUUCGCACAAUUGUGCAUACUCCAAUUGCCGUCAGCCUCGACCGGGCUAAAACUAGUGACGAUGGUGCUGCUCAGUCUGAUGCCGCAGACAGCGGACUUUUAACCCCAUCUAAACGCAAAAGUGCACGACUGGCCCGGCGAAAGCUCUCUGAGAUCGAAGAUAACGCAAACAAGAGCCCACCAGGUCAAGCAGCAAACGAAGGGGACGACGACCAGAAUAAGCUGUUUAUGCAGGGAAUGUGUGAUAUUGUCUCAGUCCGGAUUGACAAUCAACGUCCAACUGAAACUCAGUUUAAUGAGCAAGAUUUCCUUGAUGAUGAGUUAAGUGGCGACGAAGACUGGAACGGGCAUGACCUAGAUGUGGGGGAUACGAGUCAUGCAUGGUGA